Messenger RNA from Aspergillus lentulus, 969 nucleotides. RefSeq names its product putative cell surface protein (gene dprA). NCBI's taxonomy places the organism in Eukaryota, Fungi, Ascomycota, Eurotiomycetes, Eurotiales, Aspergillaceae. The record is from RefSeq and is a predicted model, not a curated record.
AUGUCCCACAUGAUGCACAAGGUGAAGGAGGCCUUGACUGGCCACCAUGGUGACUCCAACAAAACGAACCAGGGGCCCCAUGACUCCAACGUUGCCAACAAGGCGGAUCCUCGGGUCGAUAGCGACCGUGACAACCGCGCUCGCCAUGAGGCCAUGGGAGGUACUGCUGGUCCUCAUACAUCGGACACUGCCAACAAGCUCGACCCUCGCGUAGACAGCGACAGAGACAACCGUGGAAACCCCACCUCUGGCACCUAUGGUAGCAGCAACACCUACGAAACCACUAGCAACACAUACGGAUCUAGCAACACUUAUGAAAACACAAGCAGCAAUGCUGGUCCUCACGGAUCCAACAUUGCCAACAAGCUAGACCCUCGCGUGGACAGUGACAAGGACAACCGUGGUACUACCACCGGCGGCUACGGCACAGGCACUACCGCUGGCGACACUUACGGCAGCGCCAGCUCCAACGUCGGACCCCACGACUCCAAUAUUGCCAACAAGCUCGACCCCCGGGUUGACUCCGACGCGGACAACCGCGCCCGGCACUCCGCCAUGGGCGGCACCGCCGGACCCCACGGCUCCGACAUUGCGAACAAGCUCGAUCCCCGCGUCGACAGCGACAGAGAUAACCGUGGUCUGGGUACUGGCACCGGCACUACCACUGGCACUGGCGCCUUCGGCUCCGGAACCGGAACUGGAACGACAGGCUACGGCAACACUUCCUCCAAUGUUGGACCUCACGACUCCAACAUCGGCAACAAGCUCGACCCUCGUGUGGAUAGUGACCAGGACAACCGCGCUCGCCACGAGGCUAUGGCUGGAAGCAGCUACACUGGCGCUGGCGCUGGCACUGGUACAGGAACCACGGCCGGUCCUCAUGGCUCCAAUGUCGCGAACAAGCUUGACCCUCGUGUCGAUUCCGACUUGGACAACAGAGGCACUAUGGGAACCCAGCGUGGUUUCUAA